GUAUAACAUAUUGAGAAGCGUUUCUAACAUUUUGAGAAAGAUUUUACUAUUAUGACUGAGUAGCAAAAUGUGUUGUUGAUUUUGAAAGAUUCAAUUUGGAAUGCGGAAUGACUGAAACAAAUUAUUGGGGUUAAUGUCUUGAAAUGGUGCUAGGUGGCGUCGCAGCUUUGCGAAACGUUUACUGGUGGCGCUAGCCACUACCCCGUUUCAAGCAAACGGCGCAACUUUUGAAGUGGUUGGUUCAGUCCAGCAGUUGCGUGCAGAAAGCCAAAGUUCUUCAUUCUAUGGGAGAGCCAUGGCGCAAAACCUGACACCUUGCGCACCCAUCAAGGAACCGCGUGUUUCCGAGGGCCAGCGGGAGACGGUUCUCACUUUUAUGGAGCAGCAUCCCCAGCUGGCUUUAAGAUCCAGCAAGCUGGGGCCAGGCUUCACUGUUGGCAACUGGCGACGGCCGUGGCAGCAGCUGGCCCAUGCGCUGAACGAGGAAGGGCCUGUCAUAAAAACGGUGAAACAGUGGCAGGAGUGGUGGCGAAAACAGGUGUUCGAGGCCCGCCACGACGCUACCACAAUCGCCCAAGAGCAAAGAAGCACUGGAGGGGGUCGCUUUUCCGUCUUCCACGGCCGAGUACUGCAGCUGACGGGGACAGUCCGCUUGCGUGGCAUCACCACCCUUCCCUACCAAGAGUGGCAGAGGAUCCACCGCGCGGCACAUCAGUCACGCGUCCUGCACGGCCACCACGUGGACAGCGACCGCGACGGGCGGACACCCUCCCGACCAUGUCGUCGCAAUGUGCCCGCAGCCUCAAACAGGGCGACGAGAUGCUCCAGGUGCUGCGGAGGAUUGAAGAAUCCACCACCCGCCUCGCUGUCGCGGCAGAGAGGACAGCAGCAGCUCAGGAGGGCAUCAUGGGGCAGGAGCGCUCCAUGGCACGGGACAUAG
Messenger RNA from Dermacentor andersoni, 940 nucleotides. RefSeq lists its product as uncharacterized. Lineage: Eukaryota; Metazoa; Arthropoda; Arachnida; Ixodida; Ixodidae. The record is from RefSeq and is a predicted model, not a curated record.